Molecule: messenger RNA, 1359 nt
Organism: Aspergillus mulundensis
Lineage: Eukaryota; Fungi; Ascomycota; Eurotiomycetes; Eurotiales; Aspergillaceae
Product: tubulin alpha chain
Exons: 7
Coding region: 1-1359 (452 amino acids)
Biological process (GO): mitotic cell cycle; microtubule cytoskeleton organization
Cellular component (GO): cytoplasm; microtubule
Molecular function (GO): structural constituent of cytoskeleton; GTP binding
Source: RefSeq, a predicted model, not a curated record
AUGCGCGGCGAGAUUUGCCAUAUCCAUAUCGGCCAAGCUGGUACUCAGCUGGGUAACAGCGCUUGGGAGUUGUAUCUCCUCGAGCAUGGCCUUGGCGCGGAUGGACGUCUGGACCCCGAGAAGGGUGAGGAAAUCAACGCAGGCGGUUCUUUCGAGACCUUCUUCACCGAGACGGGGAGCGGCAAAUACGUUCCCCGGUCUAUCUUCGUUGAUUUGGACCCAUCGCCAAUUGACGAGAUCCGGACCGGAACCUACCGUCAGCUCUUCCACCCCGAGCAGCUGAUUAGCGGAAAAGAGGAUGCCGCCAACAAUUAUGCCCGUGGUCACUACACGGUUGGAAAAGAGCUUGUUGAGACUGUUGUCGACCGUAUUCGCCGGCUUUCCGACAACUGCAACUCCCUUCAAGGAUUCUUAGUCUUCCACUCCUUUGGCGGCGGUACUGGCUCUGGUUUCGGCGCCCUUCUGCUCGAGCGUCUGUCCACGGAGUACGGCAAGAAGUCCAAGCUGGAGUUCGCCGUGUACCCCUCCCCCCGUGUGUCGACCGCCGUCGUGGAGCCUUACAAUGCUGUUUUGUCCACCCACAGCACGAUUGAGAACUCUGACUGCACCUUUUUGGUGGAUAACGAGGCUGUUUACGAUAUCUGCCGCCGCAACCUGGACAUUCCUCGCCCCGGCUAUGAGCACCUUAACCGCCUGAUUGCCCAGGUCGUCAGCUCCAUCACCUCCAGUCUCCGCUUCGACGGUGCCCUCAAUGUGGAUCUGAAUGAGUUCCAGACCAACUUGGUACCAUUCCCUCGUAUCCACUACCCCUUGAUCUCCUAUGCCCCGGUCAUCUCAAGCAACCGCAGCUCCCACGAGAGCUUCAAGGUCCAGGAUCUUACCCUCAAAUGUGCCGAACCAAACAACCAAAUGGUUGUUUGCGACCCCGUUAACGGCAAAUACAUGGCCGUGGCUCUUUUGUACCGCGGUGACUGCGUGCCUCGUGACUGCAACCAGGCUAUUGCGUCCCUUAAGGCGAAGGCUUCGUUCAACCUGGUUGAAUGGUGCCCAACUGGUUUCAAGCUGGGAAUCAACUACCAGAAGCCUGCGCGUGUCCCCGGCAGCGAACUCGCCCCUGUCGACCGUUCCGUCAGCAUGCUGUCUAACACAACCGCCAUCUCUGAAGCAUGGAGCCGUCUCGACCACAAGUUCGACCUCAUGUACUCCAAGCGCGCAUUCGUGCACUGGUAUGUGGGCGAGGGUAUGGAAGAAGGUGAAUUCUCCGAGGCCCGCGAAGAUUUGGCCGCCCUGGAGAAGGAUUACGAGGAGGUUGCCGGGGACAGUCUUGACGCGGAGGGUGAUGAGGAAGCCGAGUACUAA